AAGACCCUUUCCAGGACAUGACGGAGCAGUCCUCCACCAGUGACUAUGAGGACAUCACCCACUCCCUGACCAUAGACGAGGAAGAAGGAAGUGGUGAUGAAACAACACACGAAGAGAAAGCAGAAGUGCGUCUGGCACAGACGGGCGGCGUGUCACGCUGAGCGCUCAGUGGAGAAAUUGGCCCUGAUGAGGUGAAGGUGAAGAGACUGGCACUGGGUUUUCACGUCGUUCCUGUGAAGGACUACUUGUUUUUCACACCACCAGGCUGACACCAUGAGUGGAAACUGCUCGUUUGACUCCGUGGACCACCUGAUGAGAUAUCUGGAGCUGGUCAUCUACAUCCCAACAUUCCUCUGUGGUCUGAUCCUCAAUGUCAUUGCUCUCUUGGUGUUCUGCAUCUUCCUGAAAAAACGGACCGAGUCAACCAUCUACAUGACCAGCUUGGCUCUCAUGGACCUGUUCCUCCUGUUCCCACUUCCUUUCAAGAUGCAUGCCACCAAUCACCUCUGGCCUGCUAGCCUUCAACCGCUGUGCUCAGUCCUGGAGAGCCUGUACUUUGUUGGGAUCUAUGGCAGUAUCUACACCAUCAUGUGCAUAGCCGUGGACCGCUGGAUGGCCAUCUGUCACCCCUUCAGAGCCAAGCAGCUGCGCUCAUCCUCAGCAGCUCUGUGGACCUGUGUAGGAGUGUGGCUGCUGGUACUGGCCGUGCUCUCUCCAACUGUAUACCACUUCAGGGAGAGCAGCCAGUCGGACUUCCACUGCUUUCACAGCUUUUCAGAGAAAGGCUGGAGGCCUCCCGUCAUCAUCUGCCUGCUGCUCUUUGGGUUCUUGCUACCUGUGGUGGUGGUAGUUUACUCUUCGGUCCACACCAUCUGGGCUCUCCAGCGGUCCGGACAGCACAGCCCUCAGAGCCAGGCCUGUGUGAAGAUCAUCUACAGCAGUCUGAGUGCCUUCUUGGUGCCGUUCACCCCGAGCCACGUCGGUAUUCUACUGCAGUUCCUGGUGCACCAAGGUGUGAUUCAGGAGUGUGGUGCCAAGACCAGGAUCAGCCUGUUCAUACAGGUAGCCAUGUGUCUGUCCAACAUUACCUGCUGUCUGGACGCUCUGUGCUACUACUUUGUUGCUCAUGAGGUGAGGAACACCAAGAACACCCUGAGAAAGUCAAUGAUCAGCCAGAGAAGAGCAACUUCCAGCACUUCAGAGGUCUGAACUGCGGCCAGCUCCUCGUCAUCCAAUCUGUCUUCUUUAGGUUCUGCAGCGAUAGCAAGGACUGACAGAUUUAUGAUGGGGUCCAGCGACAGGAAGUCUAGGUUAACCUGUGACCUAAAAACCCUGCAAUGAUUUCUGCAGAAGGAGGCGAUUCACCAACCGACCACAGCGGUGUGAAGAGAGAGCAUGAAAAAUGUUUCAAUGUACUUUCAGAUCCUGCUCAGUACUCAACACUGACGACACUGUGGGCUGCACUUAUACCUUGAGCUCCAGCAGUGAUUUCCUUAGGUGAAAAGCGUCGUUAAAUUAUGCAAAAUGUCUCUUUGAUGACAAGGUCUAUAUAUAUAUCAUAACUUAUUUUUAGAAUGAAAGUGGACUCCUUGUCAUUGUGACAUUGUGACACAUCACUGCACACAAUGAAAUGUGAUCUCUGCAUUUAACCCAUCAGCAAAGUAA
Molecule: messenger RNA, 1665 nt
Organism: Cynoglossus semilaevis (tongue sole)
Lineage: Eukaryota; Metazoa; Chordata; Actinopteri; Pleuronectiformes; Cynoglossidae
Product: G-protein coupled receptor 55
Exons: 4
Coding region: 274-1209 (311 amino acids)
Biological process (GO): positive regulation of Rho protein signal transduction; phospholipase C-activating G protein-coupled receptor signaling pathway
Cellular component (GO): plasma membrane
Molecular function (GO): G protein-coupled receptor activity
Source: RefSeq, a predicted model, not a curated record